This is a messenger RNA of Ochotona curzoniae (black-lipped pika), 3393 nucleotides long. RefSeq names its product discs large MAGUK scaffold protein 3 (gene DLG3). The record is from RefSeq and is a predicted model, not a curated record. Gene Ontology annotation, biological process: chemical synaptic transmission. Gene Ontology annotation, cellular component: neuromuscular junction; postsynaptic density membrane; neuron projection. Bases 351 to 2900 code for a protein of 849 amino acids. Lineage: Eukaryota; Metazoa; Chordata; Mammalia; Lagomorpha; Ochotonidae. Gene Ontology annotation, molecular function: kinase binding. The transcript has 21 exons.
CUAGACUCCACUCAGAUCCAUCCUGGGGACCAGAGCAGAAGCGGUCCUCGCAGCACCUAGCCUCUGCCAGGGCUCCCGCUUCUUCUUAGCCGCUGGGCCUCGGCCCAGGAGCCACGACGGGCGACACGGAGCCGCCAGUGCUGGAGGGGGAGCCUUGGGUGCGGGGCAGCGUGGGGGCAGAAGCCCCGGGACGCCCGCCCGGCCCCAGGCCCCGCUCCGCCCGGGCGCCCCAACGGGUGCCCCCCCCUUCGUGGUCCGAGCAGUGUGAGUGUGCCCGGGAGCCCAGUGGUGGCGGCGGCGGCGUGGAAACCGGCGUGGGCUGGGGGGUCCGAGCUGCGGGGGGCAGUGCUAUGCACAAGCACCAGCACUGCUGCAAGUGCCCCGAGUGCUAUGAGGUGACCCGCCUGGCCGCCCUGCGGCGCCUCGAGCCUCCGGGCUACGGGGACUGGCAGGUGCCCGACCCCUACGGGCCAGCUGGGGGCAAUGGGGCCAGCACCGGUUAUGGAGGCUACAGCUCCCAGACCCUGCCCUCGCAGGCGGGGGCCACCCCCACCCCUCGCACCAAGGCCAAGCUCAUCCCCACCGGUCGGGAUGUGGGGCCAGUGCCCCCUAAACCAGUCCCGGGCAAGAGCACCCCCAAACUCAACGGCAGUGGCCCCGGCUGGUGGCCUGAGUGCACCUGUACCAACCGGGACUGGUAUGAGCAGGGCAGCCCUGCACCCCUCCUAGUGAACCCCGAGGCCCUGGAGCCCAGCCUCUCGGUCAACGGCAGCGAUGGAAUGUUCAAAUACGAGGAGAUAGUACUUGAGAGGGGCAAUUCUGGCCUGGGCUUCAGUAUUGCAGGUGGCAUCGACAACCCGCAUGUCCCCGAUGACCCUGGCAUCUUUAUUACCAAGAUCAUCCCUGGGGGAGCAGCCGCCAUGGACGGGAGGCUGGGGGUGAACGACUGUGUGCUGCGGGUGAAUGAGGUGGACGUGUCAGAGGUGGUCCACAGCCGGGCUGUUGAGGCGCUGAAGGAGGCAGGCCCCGUGGUGCGGUUGGUGGUGCGGAGGCGACAGCCCCCGCCUGAGACCAUCAUGGAGGUCAACCUACUCAAAGGACCCAAAGGCCUGGGUUUCAGCAUUGCUGGGGGCAUUGGCAACCAGCACAUCCCAGGAGACAACAGCAUCUAUAUCACCAAGAUCAUCGAGGGCGGAGCUGCUCAGAAGGAUGGACGCCUACAGAUCGGGGACCGGCUGCUGGCGGUGAACAACACCAAUCUGCAGGACGUGAGGCAUGAGGAAGCUGUGGCCUCACUGAAGAACACAUCUGAUAUGGUCUACCUGAAGGUGGCCAAGCCAGGCAGCAUCCACCUCAACGACAUGUACGCUCCCCCCGACUACGCCAGCACUUUUACUGCCUUGGCUGACAACCAUAUAAGCCAUAAUUCUAGCCUGGGUUAUCUAGGGGCUGUGGAGAGCAAGGUCAGCUACCCUGCUCCCCCCCAGGUUCCGCCCACCCGCUACUCGCCUAUCCCCAGGCACAUGCUGGCGGAGGAGGAUUUCACCAGAGAGCCCCGCAAGAUCAUCCUGCACAAGGGCUCCACAGGCCUGGGCUUCAACAUCGUGGGAGGAGAGGAUGGGGAAGGCAUCUUUGUCUCCUUCAUACUGGCAGGAGGCCCAGCCGACCUGAGUGGGGAGCUGCGCAGGGGAGACCGGAUCUUAUCGGUGAAUGGAGUGAACUUGAGGAACGCAACUCAUGAACAGGCCGCAGCUGCUCUGAAACGAGCUGGCCAGUCAGUCACCAUUGUGGCCCAGUACAGACCUGAAGAGUACAGUCGCUUUGAAUCAAAGAUACAUGAUUUGCGAGAACAAAUGAUGAACAGCAGCAUGAGCUCUGGGUCUGGGUCCCUCCGAACCAGUGAGAAGAGGUCCUUGUAUGUCAGGGCCCUGUUUGAUUAUGACCGGACUCGGGACAGCUGCCUGCCCAGCCAGGGACUCAGUUUCUCUUAUGGUGACAUCCUUCAUGUCAUCAAUGCCUCUGAUGAUGAGUGGUGGCAGGCAAGGCUGGUGACUCCCCAUGGAGAAAGUGAGCAGAUCGGCGUGAUUCCCAGUAAGAAGAGGGUGGAAAAGAAAGAAAGAGCUCGAUUGAAAACUGUGAAAUUUCAUGCCAGGACAGGGAUGAUCGAAUCCAACAGGGACUUCCCUGGGUUAAGUGACGAUUAUUAUGGAGCAAAGAACCUGAAGGGAGUGACAUCCAACACCAGUGACAGCGAAAGCAGUUCCAAAGGACAAGAGGAUGCCAUUUUGUCAUACGAGCCAGUAACACGACAAGAAAUUCACUACGCAAGGCCUGUGAUCAUUCUGGGCUCAAUGAAGGACCGAGUCAAUGAUGAUCUGAUCUCCGAGUUCCCACACAAAUUUGGAUCCUGCGUACCACACACUACCCGUCCUCGUCGUGACAAUGAAGUAGAUGGACAAGACUACCACUUUGUGGUGUCCCGAGAACAAAUGGAGAAGGAUAUUCAGGAUAACAAGUUCAUCGAGGCAGGCCAAUUUAAUGAUAAUCUCUAUGGGACCAGCAUCCAGUCCGUGCGAGCAGUCGCAGAGAGGGGCAAGCACUGCAUCUUAGAUGUCUCCGGCAACGCUAUCAAGAGACUGCAGCAAGCACAACUCUACCCCAUUGCCAUUUUCAUCAAACCCAAGUCCAUUGAAGCGCUUAUGGAAAUGAACCGACGGCAGACAUAUGAGCAAGCAAAUAAGAUCUAUGACAAAGCAAUGAAGCUGGAGCAGGAGUUUGGAGAAUACUUUACAGCCAUUGUACAGGGUGACUCACUGGAAGAGAUUUAUAACAAAAUCAAACAGAUCAUUGAGGACCAGUCUGGGCACUACAUUUGGGUCCCAUCCCCUGAAAAACUCUGAAGAAUUCCCUCCAACCAUUCUCUCGUGAACAGAAGAAAUCAAAACCCUCUUCCCUCCUCCCUCUUCCCUCAUGUCCCCAUGGGGGGAACAGUGACUACCGUUCUCGUCUCCUUUUUUAGAUAUGUCAAGAAAAUUGAGUUUUCUAGUCCUGUUCUUUUCCUUUUCUUUUUUUUUUUUUAAAUUUUUGUUUUGGUUUGAUUUAUUUUGGGGGGGAUGAUGCCAUCUCACUCAUCACGUGACUGUGCCCCUUUCCUGCAUGAACCCUUCCCAAGCGCUAGCACAGGUGCACACCCAUCAGAGCCAUUGUUUUCAUAAAAACCAAGCAGAAGCGAGGAGAAGAGGGGAGGACUGAUGGCCAAACUCCAGACGGCUGCCCGGCCUGUGAAGUGAGCUGCAUGCCCCGCGUGCCGAGGCGUCCUGGGCAUUUCCACCCGUCUGCACAGCUCCGAACGGUGCAACAUAAUGGCAACAGAAAGUAUCUUAUUUAUAUACA